UGAAAUUCUGAAUUGUUUUAGUCAUGUCCGUCCCUCUGUCCGUUUACUGUUUAAAAAUUCUCAACACUGCCAAAAAGGAAUAAAGUGCUAAAACGUGGCGAAUGCAAUCUUAAUACUUAGUUUCGUGGAUCAAAAGUGAAAGUGGUUGCCAUACAUACGUAGCAACUAAAAAACUAAAGCUCGAAAGAGAGAUGAAAAUUGAAAUGUAUUUCUCUUAACAAUUUCCGCCUUCCAAACAGUGUUUGCUGAGGCUCGAUCUUGAGCUGAUUGUCCUUCGCACUAGGGACGACGCAAGGCCGCUUAAGAAAAUCUUGCUUUUACACUGUGAGCUUUUUAUUCGAUUUCUUUCCAGAGCAAAAAAGAAAUUUUUCUUAUGCAAUUUUUGUUUCUGUUUUUUUCUUUCAUUUUAAAGGGCAAUCAUUUGUUCUCGAUCACAAGUCAUGUUAAAAUGUUUAUUGCUUUAGAUCGUGUUUACCAUCGCAAGCGAAUAAACAAAGCAAAGAAUAAAUUUCUCUUUUAAAUUAGCCUUCGACGUCAAAUUUCUUUAUAUUAUUUACACAAUAAUACUUUAAAGAUAAUUUGUUAUAAUUGUUCGUUUGUUUGUUAUUUUAUUGCUCGCGUUUAUUCCAUCAACAAUAAAGUUCACCCUGUGUACAUAUAUAUAUAUAUAUGUAGAUGUGCGUGUGAAAUGCGGAAAUGCGAUUUUUGUUUAUUUACCUUUACGAUCCCUGAAGUGCAUAAAUAUUUAUGAGCAACAAUAAUAAUAAUAAACAUAGCACGCCUCUUAAAACAUUAAACAACGACUCAAAGUUAAAAGCGCCAUAAAAUUGCAAUAAGUCUCUGUAAGUAUCUCUUAGAGACGACGAGUGCACACGAUCAUUAAGCGAUAAGAAAACGCACCCAGAACAUCUAUGCACACACACAUACACAUAUAAAAGCAUACAUGCAGGGAAACAUACACAAAAAAAACAUUAAAACAUACCUACAUAUGUAAGGCUUCGUAUAUAGAAAUGUAGAUUGAUGUGAUGUGAUGUGCGUGUGUGUGCGGGUUUGUGUGUUUGUGUGUUCGUGUAAAAGAAUUAAUCAACAUUGAAAAGAGCAGUUUUCGCGUUAAGACUCGACAAAAAUGAAUAGUUUACGAUCGACUGUAGUGUUUGAUACGACACCGCUGCAAAGACUUGAAAAUCAAAGCAGUUGCAGUGAGCCAUCUUCGCCGACUUUAAAUAGUGAGUUGUGCGUGGGUGGUGAUGCUCGUACUGUUAACAUUAAAACGCAUGCCAAUAACAAUAAUAACAACGGUUUACGCAAUACCGCAAACGGUUCUAUAGUCAAUGGCAACGGUAACAUAAUUGGUGGUAAUACAAGUGUUAUCACAACAACAACGACAGCAUCAUCAUCAUCAUCAUCAUCAUCAUCAUCAUCAUCAACAUCAUCAUCAUCGUCAUCAUCGACAGCUACAAGGGCUGCCAAAUAUGCGCUAAGCAAUUAUCACAACAAUAAUAGUAAAAUUGAUAAUAAAUUAAAUAAUUUCGUUGUCGGUCAUACAACGACAGUGACGGCAGUAGCUGUUGAAGCUGAAAAACGUGAAAUGGAAUUAUAUGGGACACGUAAAGUAUGCUGUCGCCUUCUUUUGGAUUUCCUGAUACUUGGAUGCGUUGGUCUUCCUAUAAUGGGCUUUAAUUUAUGGGGCGAUUCUUAUAAGCGUGGAUUCUUCUGUAAUGACGAUUCGUUAAUGCAUCCGUAUCAUGAGUCAACCAUACCCAGUUGGAUGCUGUAUUUUAUGUGUUUUGUGGUUCCAAUAACAAUAAUAACAAUCGUGGAAUUUUUUUCAACGCAUUUACACGAAAUGCACAUUUUUGGCAAUUUAUCAAUGAAUAAUUAUUAUUUGUGGCACUUGGAAAUACCCGACUGGAUUGUGGAAUGUUAUAAACACAAUGGUUUGCUAAUCUUUGGCGCUGGCAUCUGCGAGUUAACUACGGAUAUAGCAAAAUAUUCGAUAGGACGUUUAAGGCCACAUUUUUUUGCUGUUUGUCAACCGCUUAUGAAUGACGGCACAACCUGCGAUGAUAUACAAAAUGAAGGACGUUAUAUAGAGGAUUUUACUUGUCGCGGUUUGGAUUAUACGCCAAAAAUUUUAAAAGAGGCUCAUCUCUCCUUCCCCAGCGGUCAUGCAAGUUUCACUUGCUUCACAAUGAUUUAUAUAGCGAUUUAUUUGCAUAAACGUUUAACUGGCUUACGGAUGAAAAUGUUUAAGCAUUUACUGCAGUUUAUGUUUUUGAUGUUCGCUUGGUAUACAUCGUUAACACGUGUAUCCGAUUAUAAACAUCAUUGGACCGAUGUCUUGGCCGGCUCACUGAUCGGCUAUCUUUACGCUGUCAUAGUGACUUGUUCCAUGUGGUGAUUUAUCUCUCAAUGCAGCCAUAACAUUACAUCACGUGUUGUGUUCUACUUUUAUGGAAAAAAA
This is a messenger RNA of Glossina fuscipes, 2464 nucleotides long. Its product is annotated as putative phosphatidate phosphatase. The transcript has 7 exons. Gene Ontology annotation, biological process: signal transduction; phospholipid metabolic process; phospholipid dephosphorylation. NCBI's taxonomy places the organism in Eukaryota, Metazoa, Arthropoda, Insecta, Diptera, Glossinidae. Gene Ontology annotation, molecular function: phosphatidate phosphatase activity. The record is from RefSeq and is a predicted model, not a curated record. Bases 1127 to 2401 code for a protein of 424 amino acids.